AUGUUAUACCAAGAUAUUGAUGACGUCUAUGUAUCGGAUCAUUGUAGUUCCAGAGUACAGUCGGUUAUUGUGGGAAUUGCAGUAUUUUUUAUCUUUUCUGCUGCUGCCAUUGCCCUCGGUUUAGGUACUGGUAUAAAUGAUAGCUAUCAAAAGCUUAUCUUUGUUACUGAAUCAUUAUCGACAACGACUUUCACUACUGUACCAUCAACUACAACAAAGAUUACGACAACUACUACAACAAUCAUUCAAACAUCUAUUACUACUACAACUUCAACAUAUUCUACAACUGCAACCUCCACGCCUUCUACAAGCAGUACUACAACUACAACCACCACGCCUUCUACAACUAGUACCAGAACUAGUACUACAACUAAUACUACAACGAGUACUACACCAAGUACUACAACGAGUACUACAGCUAGCACUGCAACUAGUACUACAACUACAACCUCUACAUCUUCUACAACUAGUACUACAACUACAACUACAACUACAACCUCUACCUCUUCUAUAUCUAGUACUACAACUAGCACUACAACUACAACCACUAUUACAACUUCUAGUGCAUCUGCAUCUGGCUAG
Molecule: messenger RNA, 582 nt
Organism: Adineta steineri
Lineage: Eukaryota; Metazoa; Rotifera; Eurotatoria; Adinetida; Adinetidae
Source: the annotation of a GenBank genome assembly